This is a messenger RNA of Dibothriocephalus latus, 2184 nucleotides long. NCBI's taxonomy places the organism in Eukaryota, Metazoa, Platyhelminthes, Cestoda, Diphyllobothriidea, Diphyllobothriidae. The record is from the annotation of a GenBank genome assembly.
AUGUCGCUCGAUAAACUUGAUAUGGAGAAGAGGAAGCAGAUCAGUGUGCGUGGUAUAGCACAAGUUGAAAAUGUCAGCAAUCUCAAGGCUGCGUUCAACAGGCAUCUACAUUUUGACGUUGUCAAAGAUCGCAAUGUUGCAACACCAAGAGAUUUUUAUCUUGCCCUCGCACGUACCGUUUGGGAUCAUCUUUGCUCGCGAUGGAUUCGAACGCAGCAGUUCUAUUUCAGAGAGGAUCCGAAGCGUGUCUACUACCUCUCGCUGGAAUUUUACAUGGGGCGCACGCUUACUAACACAAUGAUGAAUGUGAACAUCACGGCUGCCAUCGACGAAGCCCUCUACCAGAUGGGACUUGAUAUCGAGGAGUUAGAGGAAAUUGAAGCCGACGCCGGUCUUGGUAAUGGUGGUCUUGGGCGCUUGGCGGCCUGCUUCUUGGACUCGAUGGCAACCCUUGGCUUGGCUGCCUAUGGUUACGGAAUCCGCUAUGAUUACGGCAUCUUUGAGCAGGCAAUCAAAAACGGCUGGCAAGUCGAGGAACCCGACGAAUGGCUGCGCUACGGUAACCCAUGGGAGAAGGGUCGCCCUGAGUACAGUUAUCCUGUCAACUUCUACGGUCGUGUUGAAGACGCCGGAAAUGGUCGACGACGAUGGGUUGAUGCGCAGCCGGUAUUCGCGAUGCCCUACGAUACCCCCGUACCUGGCUACCGAAACAACACGUGCAAUACGUUGCGUUUAUGGUCUGCGAAGGCACCCAGCGGUUUUGACCUACAAAUUUUCAAUACCGGUGAAUAUAUCAAUGCUGUCUGUGGCCGAAACAAUGCCGAAAACAUCUCGCGUGUGCUGUAUCCAAAUGACAACUUCUUCCAAGGCAAGGAGUUACGACUGAAGCAAGAAUAUUUCUUGGUUGCAGCCACCCUCCAAGAUAUCAUUCGAAGGUACCGAGUCACAAACCAGGGCACCCGUUCGCUCGACCGCCUUCACGAGAAGGUAGCCAUUCAGCUGAACGAUACUCACCCUUCGAUGGCUAUUCCCGAGUUGAUGCGCAUUCUGGUCGAUGUUGAAGGCAUGGAAUGGGACAAAGCUUGGGAGAUCAGUUGUGCAACAUUUGCUUACACCAAUCACACCAUCCUGCCCGAGGCUCUUGAACGCUGGCCAGUGUCAAUGAUGGAGCAUCUUCUCCCACGUCAUCUCGAAAUUAUUUACCAAAUCAACCACAACUUCCUUCAGCUUGUGCUGAAGCGUUGGCCCCAUGAUCUGGAUCGUAUGCGCACUAUGUCCAUUAUCGAGGAGGAAGGUGAGAAGCGUGUCAACACGGCCUACCUCUGCAUUAUUGGCUCUCAUGCUGUAAAUGGUGUCUCCGCGGUGCAUACGGAGAUCAUCAAGCGUGACACAUUCCGUCCGUUCUAUGAGUUGUGGCCCGAGCGAUUCCAGAACAAGACCAAUGGCAUCACCCCGCGCCGUUGGCUGCUACUGUGCAAUCCCUCACUUUCGGAUGAGAUCAUGGAGUUUCUGGGCAAUGACAAGUGGAUCACUCAUUUGGACGAGCUGAAACGCCUAAGAGAUUUUGCCGAUGAUAAGGCAGUUCUGCACCGCCUAUUGCGUGUGAAGCGUGAAAACAAGCAGAAAUUCGCACAGUACAUGAAACAACGGUACGGCGUCGACCUGGACGUCUCAACCAUGUUUGAUAUUCAGGUGAAACGAAUUCACGAGUACAAACGCCAACUCUUGAAUUGUCUCUACAUGAUCACCCAGUACAAUCGUAUCAAGGCCAAUCCCCAGGCCAAAGUCACUCCUCGAACCGUCAUGAUUGGUGGAAAGGCAGCGCCCGGUUACCAUAUGGCGAAACUCAUCAUCAAGCUCAUCAACUCAGUGGGUGAAGUGGUUAACAAUGAUCCCAUUGUGCCGAUUCUAGCUCCGCCGUGUGACUUCGUGGGACUUCUUUUGCCGUCAACCCUAACCUGUUUCCUUUACUCUGUUCCUCCUCCUUCUCCCUCGUCCUGCCAUCAGCUAAUUUUCCUGGAAAACUACCGCGUAUCCCUGGCUGAGAAAAUUUUCCCUGCAGCGGAACUUUCACAACAGAUUUCCACCGCCGGAACUGAGGCCUCCGGCACGGGCAACAUGAAAUUCAUGGUAAGCAAUUCCAUCCACCGCUCAGCCUUCGUCACGCGUUUUAAACCUGCGUAG